Rosa chinensis is the source of this 1680-nucleotide messenger RNA. RefSeq names its product putative UDP-rhamnose:rhamnosyltransferase 1. Bases 87 to 1520 code for a protein of 477 amino acids. The transcript has a single exon. The record is from RefSeq and is a predicted model, not a curated record. Lineage: Eukaryota; Viridiplantae; Streptophyta; Magnoliopsida; Rosales; Rosaceae. Gene Ontology annotation, molecular function: UDP-glycosyltransferase activity.
UUUCGGAUGUCGGUUGUCAAGGUCUCAGAGCUUCAAUAAAAGGCGACGAAAGAGUAUAGUGAGCACAAACCACCCCAUCAAUCAAAAUGAGCUCUACAUCUGCAACUAAGCCUGAGAAGCUCCACAUAGCUUUGUUCCCAUGGCUUGCCUUCGGUCACAUAAUCCCAUUUCUUGAGGUUGCCAAGCACAUAGCUCGCAGAGGCCACAAGGUUUUCUUCAUUUCAACACCUAGAAACAUCCAACGCCUGCCGAAGAUCCCACAAAACCUAACCCCUCUGAUAAGUCUAGUUCAAAUCCCUCUCCCCCGCGUCAAAAAUCUCCCCGAAAACGCAGAGGCCACCAUGGACGUCCCAUACGACGCUAUCCCAUACCUCAAAAUAGCUCAUGAUGGACUGGAACAAGGUAUCUCUGAAUUCCUACAAGCACAUCCUCCGGAUUGGAUUAUUCACGAUUUUGCCCCUCACUGGUUGCCACCAAUAGCUAUCAAGCUCGGCAUCUCACGAGCCCAUUUCAGUAUCUUCAAUGCAUCAAGUCUAUGUUUCCUUGGACCAACAUCACCAGUUCUAGUGUCUCGCUAUGGUCCUAGAACACAGCCCGAGCAUUUCACUGUCCCUCCCGAAUGGAUUCCCUUUCCGUCCAAACCAUAUUUUAGGCUUUUCGAGGCCAAGAGACUGGUGGAUGGUAAUAUGGCACCAAAUGCUUCUGGGGUGACUGAUUGGUUUCGUUUGGAAUCAACUGUCCAAGGUUGUCAAGUCUACUUCAUUCGAAGUAGUAGAGAGAUCGAGGGUGAGUGGCUCGAUUUGCUUGAACACCUUCACCAAAAACCUGUAGUGCUCCCGACGGGCUUAUUGCCACCCUCUGUACCAAGAAGUGAUGAAGACGGAAAAGAUAGUAAUUGGUCCAAAAUUGCGGGGUGGCUGGACCAACAAGAGACAGGCAAAGUAGUCUAUGUUGCGUUUGGGAGUGAGCUUAAUUUAAGCCAAGAAGAGUUCAAUGAGUUGGCUCUUGGAUUGGAGCUCUGUGGAUUGCCUUUCUUUUGGGUGCUAAGGAAACCCACUCAUGGGUCUGGGGAAGGUGACUCGGUUAAUCUACCGUAUGGGUUUGAGGACCGGACCAAAGAUCGUGGGCUUGUCUGGCCUACGUGGGCUCCUCAGCUCAAAAUUUUGGCCCACGAGUCCAUCGGGGGUUUCUUGACUCAUUGCGGUUGGAGUUCCCUCAUUGAGUCGCUCCAAUACGCGCGUCCUCUAAUCAUGCUGCCAUUUAUGUAUGAUCAAGGGCUAAUUGCUAGGUUUUGGGACAAGAAGAUCGGGAUAGAGGUACCGAGAGACGAAGAGAGUGGACGGUUUACAAGGAACGAGUUGGCGAAUUCAUUGAAUUUGGUUGUGGUGGAUGAGGAGGGGAAGCCAUACAGAGAUGGAGCUAAUGAAUAUAGUGAGUUGUUUAGGGACAAGGAACUCCAUGAUAAAUACAUGGACAAAUGCGUGGAGUAUCUGGAAAUGCAUGCGCAUCAUGAGGUUUGAAUGCUACUAGUUUGGAUGGAAUUAAGAGAAGGGCUUGCGGCCCAUUCGGUAUCAUUUUGCGAUACUGUCAUUUAUUUUAUGAAUUCAAAAACUUAUGUAAUUUGCGUUCGGUGCAUUAAAUUUGAAAAAUAAGGAAAACAAAUUUUAGGAAACAAUUCAA